Oppia nitens is the source of this 1483-nucleotide messenger RNA. RefSeq names its product ornithine decarboxylase-like. Gene Ontology annotation, cellular component: cytoplasm. The transcript has 2 exons. The record is from RefSeq and is a predicted model, not a curated record. Gene Ontology annotation, molecular function: ornithine decarboxylase activity. NCBI's taxonomy places the organism in Eukaryota, Metazoa, Arthropoda, Arachnida, Sarcoptiformes, Oppiidae. Bases 11 to 1483 code for a protein of 490 amino acids.
AAAAAACAAUAUGAUGUCCCAUAAUAUCGAUCACAUUAUCCGUGAGCAUACCUACGGUGGCGGCGGCGGCGCCAAUGGUGACAAUGAUCGGGCAUUUAUGACACUGAAUUUGGACGACUUAUUGGCCAAACAUCGCCGAUGGCUUGAAUGUCUGCCCCGUGUCCGACCCUACUAUGCAGUCAAGGCCAACAAUUUGCGACUAAUAUUGCAAAUAUUGGCCGAUCUUGGCCUAGGAUUUGACUGUUCCAGUCAGGCCGAAGUUGAGGCCGUACUGUCCUUAAAUGGUAUCAAUGGUGUUGGUGUUGGUGCUGAUGGUGACCAACUGGCCAGCAAUCGGCGCAUCCUAUUUGCUAAUGCAUGCAAAUCACGGGCACAGUUACAGUACAUACGUGACCAACAGAUACCGAUGAUGACGUUUGACUCACCGGAGGAAUUGGACAAAAUUUCCAGAUACUACCCGUCGGGAUCUGAGCUACUCAUACGUAUUAAGACUGAUAAUCGGCACUCGACAUCAAAAUUGUCGCUUAAGUUUGGUGUCGACACCCGAACCGAUGAUGAUGCUGGACAUGGGCUACUCGUACGGGCCAAACAACUUGGUCUACGGGUUACGGGUGUAGCCUUUCAUGUGGGCAGCGGUUGCCAACAAUCCGAGCCGUUUGUUGAGGCCAUACGCGAAGCCCGCCGGGUAUGGGACUGUGCCCGCGAGGUUGGCCACCUGGGGAUGCGUGUACUGGAUAUUGGCGGCGGUUUUAUCGGUAGCCAAUACUUGGCCAGUGUUCCGUUCGAGACGAUUGCCGAUGAUAUCAAUCGAGCACUUGACGAGUACUUUCCCGCCGUCGCCGCCGCAGCAGCCGAUAGUCCCGAUGAUACGGUAAUCGACAUAAUUGCCGAACCGGGCCGUUAUUAUACAAUGUCGGCAAUGGAAAUAUGUACACAGAUUACUGGCCGUCGGGUGAUUGUCCACAACACCAACAACAACGAUGAUCAGUCAUCACCGAUAGCCGACACUAACAGUGGCCACCAAUUGUUGCCGACGAUAGCUAAUAAUAAUAAUACUAAUAAAUCGAUUAUGUAUUACAUUAACGAUGGCCUAUACGGUACGUUCAGUUUUGUUACUACUGGCCAUCGAUUAGUUGAACCGAUACCUGUGUUGUCCGAUGAUGAUGACAUGACCGCAGCCAAUCGGCAACGGCCACACUACCGAUCGGUAAUAUGGGGACCGACAUGCGAUAGCUAUGACUGUGUCCGCCCGGAUGUAUGGAUGCCCGAAAUGUUUGCUGGCGAGUGGCUCCGGUUCCGCGAUAUGGGUGCCUAUUCGGUGUCGGCCAUUACCCGAUUCAACGGUAUGCCCGCACCAAUGAUGCUGAUAGUGGCCAAUAAUGAUGGUCAGCAAUCGGCGGCAUUGAAACAGUUGGCCAAUUGGCCGAUAAUUGAGAAACUAAUUGCUGACUAUCAAUACAAAAGUGUUAGUGAUUUGAUAUAA